UCUCGCGGGACAGUCAGCAGAAAAAGGCGUCUGGAACAAAAGCAAACGUGAUUCAGCGAGUUAACGGCGUUCGUGCUGCGGUAACAGCGGGGUUUGCAGGUUGGAGUCCACUCGUGAUGUAGCGGGAGGGCUUCACCACGUUGAGACGACACCAACCUAGGUGGUGGUAGCGCUGGCGGCGUUGUCUGUGGAGCCUGCCCUCCUGGCCCCGCCCCCGGACCUCUAUCAUUUCUGAACUCCACUCCAACUCGCCGUUUUCACCGCAUCAUCAUGGUGGACGUGACCAAGUGGCCCAUUUUCAGCCUGAUGGGGCUGGAAGAACUCUCCAUGAUUCGGAAAGCUUGUGUGUUCGGCUCGUCUGCUAACGAGGCCGUUUACGUGACCCACGAUGACGAGGUGUUUGUUCUCGGACUGAACUGCAGUAACUGCCUGGGAACGGGGGACAGCCAGAGCACCAUUGUUCCCAAAAAGCUGGAUUUCCUAAAUGGGAGGAAGAUUGUGAGCCUCAGCUAUGGUAGUGGACCUCACGUCCUGAUGGCUACAGAAGAUGGAGAGCUGUUUGCCUGGGGCCAUAAUGGCUACAGCCAGCUCGGGAAUGGGACAACCAAUCAAGGCGUGGCUCCAGUGCUUGUGUCUGCAAACAUGCUCAAUAAGAAGGUGGUGGAGGUGGCCUGUGGGUCUCACCACUCCAUGGCUCUGACGGACUCAGGAGAGGUGUAUGCGUGGGGAUACAACAACUGCGGUCAGGUGGGCUCAGGCUCCACAGCCAACCAGCCCACGCCUCGCCGAGUGUCCAGCUGCCUGCAGAACAAAGUGGCUGUCGGUAUCGUCUGUGGUCAGACGUCUUCGUUGGCGGUUGUUGACAAUGGAGAGGUGUACGGUUGGGGUUACAACGGGAACGGUCAACUUGGACUUGGGAAUAAUGGGAACCAGCUCACUCCCUGCAGGCUUGUAGCCCUGCAGGGCUUAUGUGUGCUUCAGAUUGUCUGUGGGUACGCCCACUGCCUGGCUCUGUCGGAUGAAGGGGUGCUCUAUGCUUGGGGUUCCAACACUUACGGACAACUGGGCACGGGCAACAAGAGCAACCAGCUGAGUCCGGUCCAGAUCAUGUCCGAGAAGGAGAGAAUCGUGGAGGUCGCCGCCUGUCACUCCACGCACACAUCAGCUGCAAAGACUCAGAGUGGGCAGGUGUACAUGUGGGGCCAGUGCCGGGGCCAGUCCAUAGUUCUACCGCAUCUCACCCACUUCUCCUGCACCGAUGACGUCUUUGCGUGCUUCGCCACUCCCUCAGUGAUGUGGCGGCUUCUGUCUGUGGAGCACGAUGACUUCUUGACGGUGGCUCAGUCUCUGAAGAAAGAGUUUGACAACCCAGAGACGGCUGACCUCAAGUUCUGCAUUGAUGGGAAGUACAUCUACGUCCACAAAGCGGUCCUCAAAAUCAGAUGCGAACACUUCAGGUCAAUGUUCCAGUCUCACUGGACCGAAGACAUGAAGGAGGUGAUUGAAGUAGACCAGUUCUCCUAUCCAGUCUACCGAUCCUUCUUGGAGUUCCUCUACACGGACCACGUGGAGUUGCCUCCUGAAGAUGCCAUUGGGCUGCUGGAUCUGGCCACCUCGUACUGCGAGAAUCGUCUGAAACGUCUGUGUCAGCACAUAAUCAAGAGAGGAAUCACCGUGGAGAACGCCUUUUCCCUGCUGUCUGCCGCCGUGCGCUACGAUGCCGAGGAUUUGGAGGAGUUCUGCUUCAAGUUCUGCGUGAACCACAUGACUGAGGUGACCCAGACGGCUGCCUUCUGGCAGAUUGAUGGAAAUCUGCUUAAAGAUUUUAUAUGUAGAGCCAGCCGCUGUGGAGCCUUCAGGAACUGAGGUGAGGAUGGGACAACUGUUGGACUCCAGAGGUCAAUUCGACUGCGUCAUCGCCUCAAGUCGACUAUCAGCAGAAACUCUUACGAUGUUCAACACUUCAAUCAGGUUUGGUUUGAAUUCCAGUUCUGGAUAGACUCGGAUGUACUUUCUGGAAUGAAAGGCUGAUCCUCAACGGUUUUACUCUGUGCCUCUAAGAACACAUUUAUGGUUUGAAAAAGAAACAAAAGAUUUUCCUUUAAAGUUUUCUUUUUAAGCAAGUUAGGUCUUUGUAACAAAGCAAAAUUACUUGCCAGUUGCUUCCUAUAAAUAUUUUUUAAAUAGUUUAGUUUAUUUGUAGUGACUGGGUUACUUUACUUUGGAAUUAUUGGAAUUCCACACAAUAAUAAAACUGUAAAGUUUAGGAAACCAAAGAAAAAUGAAAACUACAUUUUAAGGAAAAAACAAAGCUUUUUAUUUUCUCAUUUGCCUGCUAGUUUUUAAAAUUGAAAACAUGUUUUUUCUUUUCUCCCCUUCUUUCUGAGAGUAAAGUUGAGGAUUUUUUUUCCUUUGUAGGCCAGCUGGCAUCUCAAAACUUUUGCCUUGGCAGCCAAAAAGAGCUUCUAAAAAAGUGAGACAAAGUAACUGAAGAAAUAUAAAAAAAAUUAGAUUAGGGCAGAAAGUAAAGAAAUUAGGAAUGUAAACUAAUUAUUCCAAAUCUAAAAAGCUAAAUAUAUUUUCUAUUGAAAUGUUGGUGUUACACGGGGAUUUGCUCUUUCAGGUUUAGAAUUUUGUGGUAUUUUUCAGUCAUUCCAGAAAUUCUUAAGUUUGCACUUUUGUUUAUGAUGAAAAACAUCCUGAAAACAUUGCACCGCGUACCUCCAGGGUUUGAGGAUCCAAACGAGCCUCUUUGCACAUUCGGAUGUUGGAAUUCUAAGAAUUUGAACACUUAUGGGUUUGGAACCUGCAGCAGUCUAAGCUGAAUUCAAAUUCUUAAAUUGCAGAAGUGAAAAAAUACAAAUGUAUUUCUGUCUUAAAACCUUGAUGUUAAUAGUUCAUUUUGUUUCACUUUGGGCAUUAAAUUAAAGAUGAAAUGAGUUUUUUACAGUAGAGUUUUUACAUAAUAAACAUUAAAGUGUUGACAAAGUGUUAAUGGAGGUUGGAGACGUCUUAGCUGCCUGGACCUUCAGGUAUUUUUUAUCUGCACUACUUGUAUGACUUUUCAAACAAAAGUAUUAUUCAACUAUUCUGUCAAACAAUACAUAAGUUAAUAGUCUCUAUUGUACUGAGGAUUAUGGAGUGCCAGUUCAAUUUUGUAACUUUUGCAUUUGAAGGAAUAAAGAUUUAAACUUUU
Messenger RNA from Oryzias latipes (Japanese medaka), 3196 nucleotides. RefSeq names its product RCC1 and BTB domain-containing protein 1. The record is from RefSeq and is a predicted model, not a curated record. Lineage: Eukaryota; Metazoa; Chordata; Actinopteri; Beloniformes; Adrianichthyidae. Gene Ontology annotation, molecular function: protein binding.